AACAAAAUUGCACGUGUGAAAUUUUUUCUGCUUGUUUUCAUCAAAUUUACCUUUGAUUUAUCCAACAAAUCAUCACGAAGUGUCAUUCUCAAUAAAUACGCCAUGAAUUAUGUUCCAUGUGUAGCCUGGGUGAGGAAGGGCAUUGCCAAGCCAGUUCCAGACAAAGUUGAGUUGUCGCCUGAAGAGCUGAAGGCAUUGAUUGAAAGUACCAAGGAAGAACUUGGUGACCUCAGUCUGAAUGAAGAGAUUGACUCAGACUCCUCCUGUAUCUCUGACAGGGAGGAACAAGCAGAUGCAGAUGCUGCCUCUGCUGAGACCGAGAAACAGGAUGGAAAGAAAGGCAGAAAGAGGAAAAAGAAGAAACUGAAGGAGGAGAUGAAGAUAGAGAAAUCUGAGGAUGAUGAAGAUGACGAUGUCAUGAAGGAGUAUAAUAUGGAUGAUUAUGACAAAGAUGAUGAGGAGGGGACGUCAUUUGAUGGUAUUGGCGGCCUGACUUACUAUUCUAGUAAUACUGAGGACCCUUACAUUACAUUUAAAGAAGAGGGUGAUAGCGAUGAUGAAGAGUUUAAGAUUGGACCUCAAGACAACUUGUUGGUCUGUGGGCGUGUCAAGAAAGAUCACAGUAAUAUGGAUGUUUUUAUUUAUAAUGAAAAUGAUGAUGAUUUCUUCAUUCAUCAUGACCUGCUCCUCCCGGCAUUUCCAUUGGCCAUGGAAUGGUUGGACUUUGACCCCGGAGAUGAAAACCCUGGCAAUAUGGUAGCUGUCUCUAGUAUGGAACCUACAAUAGGAAUCUGGGAUCUGGAUAUUGAAGAUGCUGUGGAACCUGUUGUUGUAUUGGGAGAGAAACCAAAGAAGAAGAAGACUAAGAAGAAAAAGUCCGAAUCGGAUGGCCACGGCCAUACGGAUGCGGUUCUAGAUUUAUCUUGGAACAAAAAUGUGCGGAAUGUGCUGGCUAGCUGUUCUGCUGAUGGGACGGUUGCGUUGUGGGAUCUCACGCAGGGAAAAGUGGUGAAGUCCAUCGCUCAUGAUGAGAAGGUGCAGUCGAUCGAUUGGCAUCCCUUUGAGGCACAGACACUAGUUUCAGGGUCAUUUGAUAAAACUGUGCGACUGUUUGAUUGUAGAAGUUCAGAUAAGGAUUGUAAGAAGUGGACGAUAGCUGGUGAAGUGGAGCGUGUUGUUUGGAACUGGUCUUCUCCAUUCCAUUUACUGGCCAGUUCAGACCAAGGCUUUGUCUACCUUCUCGACGUACGUACAGACAAGACUGUGUUCACCCUCAGUGCCCACACAGGAGCUGUGACUGGACUUUGUCUCAGUAGUCAAGUGCCAAAUCUCCUGGUCACAGGAUCUGCAGACAAGUUGGUGAAAGUCUGGGAUAUACAAGACAAUAAACCAGAGAUGGUCAUGGAGAAGAAUUUCAAAUUAGGUGGUAUCCAGUGUAUUUCUUGUUGUCCUGAUGCUCCAUAUGCAUUUGCUGCUGGCUGUGAAAAAGAUGUCAAAGUUUGGGAUAUUAGAGAAAAUAAAGCAGUUACAGAGCAUUUCAAGAAGAGGGCAGCAGUUGGUGCUAAAUGUGAUGCAACAAAGACUGAAACAGAUUCAGCUUCGGCAGUUGAGGCAAUGGACUCUCUUAGUGUAAAGGAUGAUAACAGUGAAACUAAAGCUGGGAAUUCUAAGCCUAACUCGGCAUCGAGUUCUUAUCAAUCAAAGAAGAAGAAAAAUAAGAAGAAGAAACUGAAAUCAGGAAAAUGGUGAAAAUAGAGGACUUUAGACCAUCUUAAAAAUGUGUAGGAUUGAGUUUCUCGAACUGGGUAAUGGACAGCCAUUAUAUUUUGACAAAGGGAACCCCGAUAUGGAUGAGAAAAAAUCCAUUGAACUUAAUUAUGUUAUUGAUGUCAUCAGAAAUA
Lineus longissimus is the source of this 1901-nucleotide messenger RNA. Its product is annotated as periodic tryptophan protein 1 homolog. The transcript is spliced from 10 exons. Gene Ontology annotation, molecular function: protein binding. Gene Ontology annotation, cellular component: nucleus. Gene Ontology annotation, biological process: rRNA processing. The coding region runs from base 103 to 1749 and encodes 548 amino acids. NCBI's taxonomy places the organism in Eukaryota, Metazoa, Nemertea, Pilidiophora, Heteronemertea, Lineidae. The record is from RefSeq and is a predicted model, not a curated record.